This is a messenger RNA of Exophiala aquamarina CBS 119918, 1761 nucleotides long. RefSeq lists its product as uncharacterized. The transcript has 10 exons. Bases 1 to 1761 code for a protein of 586 amino acids. The record is from RefSeq and is a predicted model, not a curated record. Gene Ontology annotation, molecular function: flavin adenine dinucleotide binding; NADP binding; N,N-dimethylaniline monooxygenase activity. NCBI's taxonomy places the organism in Eukaryota, Fungi, Ascomycota, Eurotiomycetes, Chaetothyriales, Herpotrichiellaceae.
AUGGGCAGCAUCCAGCCUGACUACUUUCCACCACCGCAUGACUUCGACCCACCGUCUAACUUACGCCCGAGCCUUUACGGUUGGAAAAACACUUCGGAAACUGGAUACCAGAUCGACGAAACCCCUUCAGGAGUCAAGAAGCCUCUGCGGGUGAUUGUAGCCGGCGCCGGAGCUUCAGGCAUUAGUUUCGCCAAGUUCGCACAAGAUCAGCUUGAGAACCUCGAUGUUACUAUAUAUGACAAGAACCAUGACGUUGGGGGCACUUGGAUCGAAAAUGUGUACCCUGGUGUCGCUUGUGACAUCCCUAGUGUGACGUAUCAAUUCGGGUGGGAGCCUAAGGCAUGGACGAAAUAUUACUCCGAGGGCCCGGAGAUCCUACAGUAUAUGACCGAUGUCACCCACAAAUACGGCCUAAGGAAAUACUUUAAAGUUCGACACAGUAUAGACAAGGCUGAGUGGGAUGACGGAAUAAGUAAGUGGAAGGUAGACGUUACCGACCUCGAAACAGACAGAUCGUUCCAAGACGAAUGUGAUGUCUUUAUCAACGCUACUGGUCUCUUGAACAACUGGAAGUUGCCCGACGUUAAAGGUAUCAAUCAAUUUAAGGGAGUUGUAGCCCACACAGCGGCCUACCCUGCUAGUCUCGACUUACAUGAUAAACGUGUUGCCGUCGUGGGCACCGGUUCCAGCGGCAUUCAGGUGAUCACGAAGAUACAACCUCAAGUCGAGAAAUUAUACACUUGGAUUCGGAGCCCUACGUGGAUGACCGUUGGCUUUGCUCAAAAGUACGCCGGCCCCGAUGGCGGAAAUUUCGAAUAUUCAGAGGAAACGAAAAAGAAAUUCGCCGAGGAUCCAGAUUGGUACUUGAAGUAUCGCAAAACUAUCGAAACUGAGUUGAGCGACUUUAUGUUCGUGCAUAAGAAUACGCCGACUAAUCUUGAGGCACAUAAGUUUGCAGUCGAGGAUAUGAAGCAAAGGCUAGCAUCCCGGCCAGAUUUAAUUGAUACCUUGAUCCCAAAGACCUUUUCAAUUGGAUGCCGAAGACCUACGCCUGGUAACGGCUUCCUCGAAGCCAUCAUCUCCCCUAAUGUUAGCACUUAUCUAAAUAAAGGUCUUAUGGAGCUCACUGAAAACGGUUUCAAAGAUCCUGAUGGGCACGAGCAACAAGUCGAUGUAGUUAUCUUUGCGACAGGAUUUGACACUACAUGGGUUUCCCGAUUCCCUAUUAUCGCGAACGGAAAAAAUCUGCAAGAAAUCAAUACCGAGAAGCCAUUAAGCUAUAUCGGAGUCGCAGCACCAGAGAUGCCAAACUAUCUCACAUACUAUGGUCCUUACGGACCAACAGGCGUCGGUAGUGUCCUCCCUAUGAUCGAGCGCAUGACACGGUAUCAUCUUUUAUGGAUCGAGAAGAUGCAGGUUGAGCGGAUCAGGAGUUUCACGCCCAAGAGGCAAGCCGUGGACGAAUAUAGUGAGCACGCAGACCUAUGGCAUCAACGCACGGUCUGGAGCGAGCGUUGUCGAAGCUGGAUGAAAGGUGGGAAACUUGAGGGCAAUGUUCUACUCUAUCCUGGGACAAGGACACAACAAAUGGAGCUCCUCUCGUCUCUUCGGCCAGAAGACUUCGACAUCACCUAUCGCAGUACGAAUCGCUGGAAUUUCCUCGGCAACGGAUAUUGUAUGAGGGACCUUAACGGUAAGGACCUUACCUGGUACUUGGGUCUGGUUGACGGAAUCGAUAAGCAAAGGGAUUACGCCUUGUAA